This is a messenger RNA of Oncorhynchus mykiss (rainbow trout), 3708 nucleotides long. RefSeq names its product solute carrier family 6 member 15 (gene slc6a15). NCBI's taxonomy places the organism in Eukaryota, Metazoa, Chordata, Actinopteri, Salmoniformes, Salmonidae. Gene Ontology annotation, molecular function: proline:sodium symporter activity. Gene Ontology annotation, biological process: sodium ion transmembrane transport; L-leucine transport. Gene Ontology annotation, cellular component: plasma membrane. The record is from RefSeq and is a predicted model, not a curated record.
GCGAAGCACUUGUGUCUGUUUCAUACAACACCACAGCGGCGAUACAGCACCAUAUACGCAUUAGCCUACAAGUGAUGAUGUCUGCCCCGUGUAUGUGCUUCUGUCACAAUUUCAUUCCUUGAUACGCAUCAUUCCGAAAAGGACCAACAUCCCCAUCUUACUGAAGACGACUAAAGCUUUUGGUGAUAAUGAAGAAAUAAACAACUCCUUCACAACCCUCCAUCACACACCUCCAAUACAGAGUCUUUAUCCGACAGUCCACCUUUAAGCCCUCAGAACUAAACUGCCUCCCGCUACCAGCCCAAAGACAUUCUGCCCCACUGCUGCUCUCUGCUCUCUGCUUUAUCAAAUGCCCAAAAACAGCAAGGCCGUCAAGAGAGAGCUUGACGACGAUGUCACAGAGUCUGUCAGGGACCUGCUAUCCAAUGAGGACACGUGUGAUGAUUCCUUCAAGAAGAGCUCGCUGAUUGUGGGUGGCAGCGGAGGUGCUGGGGAAGGAAAGGACCUUAAUGGAGACAUGGACGUGGAGGAUGGAGGCUCGGACGCAGAGGAUGAUGCAGCGAGACCAGCCUGGAACAGCAAGCUGCAGUACAUCCUGGCCCAGGUGGGCUUCUCUGUAGGCCUGGGCAAUGUCUGGAGAUUCCCCUACCUGUGUCAGAAGAACGGAGGGGGGGCGUACCUGGUUCCCUACCUCAUUCUGCUGAUUGUGAUUGGCAUCCCCCUGUUCUUCCUGGAGCUGUCAGUGGGGCAGCGGAUCCGCAGGGGCAGCAUCGGGGUGUGGAACUACAUCAGUCCUCGCCUGGGGGGCAUCGGUUUCGCCAGCUGUGUGGUGUGUUUCUUUGUGGCCCUCUACUACAAUGUGAUUAUAGGGUGGAGUCUCUUCUACUUCUCCCAGUCCUUCCAGCAGCCUCUGCCAUGGCACGAGUGUCCCCUGGUCAAGAACAAAACCACUACGUACGUAGUGCCUGAGUGUGAGAAGAGCUCGGCCACCACGUACUACUGGUACCGUGAGGCUCUGAACAUCUCUGACUCCAUCUCUGAGAGCGGAGGCCUCAACUGGAGGAUGACCAUCUGUCUGCUGGCUGCCUGGUCCAUGGUCUGCCUCGCCAUGAUCAAGGGCAUCCAGUCCUCUGGGAAGGUGAUGUACUUCAGCUCGUUGUUCCCUUACGUGGUGCUGAUCUGUUUCCUGGUUCGGGCUCUGCUCUUGAAAGGCUCUGUGGACGGCAUCCGACACAUGUUUACCCCCAAGUUGGAGAUCAUGCUGGAGGCCAAGGUGUGGCGUGAGGCGGCCACGCAGGUCUUCUUCGCCCUGGGCCUGGGCUUCGGAGGCGUCAUAGCCUUCUCCAGCUACAACAAGCGGGACAACAACUGCCACUUUGACGCAGUGCUGGUCUCCUUCAUCAACUUCUUCACCUCUGUGCUGGCCACCCUGGUGGUGUUUGCUGUGCUCGGCUUCAAGGCCAACAUCAUGAACGGCAAGUGUGUCGCGCUGAACACUAAGAAGAUAGUGGGUUUGCUGGGGAACGAGAUCAGCCGUGAUCUGAUCCCCCACCACAUCAACUUCAGCGCCACUGUGAGCGCUGAGGACUACCAAAAGAUGACUGUGCUCAUCAGAGAGGUGAUGGAGAAGGAUUACCAGCUUCUGGGUCUGGGCUCCUGUAGUAUCGAGGAAGAGCUCAACAAGGCAGUGCAGGGUACAGGCCUGGCCUUCAUCGCCUUUACAGAGGCCAUGACCCACUUCCCUGCGUCUCCCUUCUGGUCUGUCAUGUUCUUCCUGAUGCUGGUUAACCUGGGCCUGGGCAGCAUGUUCGGAACCAUCGAAGGCAUCAUCACACCCCUGGUGGACACCUUCAAAGUCCGCAAGGAGUUCCUCACAGUGGGCGUCUGUCUGCUGGCCUUUUUCAUUGGCCUGCUGUUCGUCCAACGUUCUGGGAACUACUGGGUGGCCAUGUUCGAUGACUACUCUGCCACACUGCCUCUGCUCAUAGUGGUCAUCCUGGAGAAUGUGGCUGUUGCUUGGGUCUAUGGGACUGACAAGUUCUUUGAGGAUCUGAAGGACAUGCUGGGCUUCACUCCGUUCCGGUUCUACUACUACAUGUGGAAGUACGUGACCCCCCUGCUGCUCAUCCUGCUGCUGGGCUCCAGUGUGAUCCAGCUGGGAAUGACCCCACCCAGCUACAGCGCCUGGAUCAAGGACCUGGCCAGUGAGAAAUCCCUGAGCUACACUCCGUGGGGCCUGGCGGUCUGUAUCUCCCUGGUGGUAAUGGCCAUCAUGCCCGUGCCCGUGGUGUUCUUCCUCCGCUACUUCAACAUCAUCGACGAGAACGCCGGCGUCGUCUCCACCAUCUCAUACAAGAAGGGCUGCAUCAUCCAGGAGAUAGCCAGGCCCGAGGAGGAGGACGACGCCAGCCUCAUCCAUGCCAAGUCGCCCUCGCCCAUGCCCGGCAACAGCAUCUACCGCAAGCAGAACGGAGGGGUUCCCGAUUCCACCCCCAACGGCCGAUAUGGUAUUGGUUACUUGAUGGCCGACAUGCCGGACAUGCCCGAGUCAGACUUAUAGCAUGUUGUUUCUGGUACUCCGCCCUACUGGCUGGCCAACCAAUCCCUCUUUUGCGUGCGUUUAGUCGUGGGAAUCGUCAUCUGCAUAUUUUUACUCUUAUAUUUUUACUGUAUAUUCUUUAUAGAUAUCGUAGCUGCUCCCCUUCAUGUUGUCCUUUUCCCGUUUUGCUGUAAAAACAACUAAAAAGGUGUGCACAAUGUAUACUGUACAUACUAUCUCCUUUUGUCUUCCCCACCCAGUCCUUCCUUGGCUCAGUCCCAAAUGGAACCCCUCAGCCCCGUCCUGAAGCUCUUAGUUGACAAGACAGUACAGUAUUGGUGUAAGCAAUAAGGUGGACACUCCACCAAGCCUGCUAUAGUUGCUCAACAAGGGACUUAGGCUAGGGACAAGUGAAGAUUAGGUUUGGGGUUAAUUCCAUUUCAAUUCAGGAAGUAAACUGAAAUUAAAAAUGUUCUCAUAGAGGAAGCGAUGUGAAUUUUUCAGUUUACUUCCUGAAUCACCAAAUUGAAAUGGAAUUGACCCCAAACCUGAGGGAUAGAUUUGGGACUGGGCCUUUUGUCUGUCUCUGGAAGAUGCAGGUUGAGUGUUGUCCCCCCUGGUCCUGCUGUAGAAUGCCUGUGUACAUUAUGACCUCACCUCUGGCCCAGAGUUCUGAGAUUAAUAGCAGCGCAGCCUCUUUGGGUGACAUACGUGUUGGCAAUGAUGCAAUACUGACCACAUUUCUUUAGUGUAAGUACAAUAUAGUGCAAACAGCAAAAGGAUGGCAUUGAAACUGAACCCUCCCAACCAAACCCCCCCCAAAAAUGUGCCUAAAUAACUUAUGAUAUUUGUUUAUAGAAUACAUGGUGGACGUUGUAUAUUUAAGGUAUUCUGUAAAUAUAAAUAUUAUAAAUAUUAUAAAUAUAUUUAGCCUAUCUGAAUAGUUUGGAUAUCAGAACACCUUGUUUUUUGGAAAGAAGUGCUUCAAAUCCUUACAGCUGAUUCCAUUUUUUGUUUACUGAUGUGCUGUCAAUCUAUGUAGAGGUUUGACCCCUCUUGAUAAACUUGUAAAUAUUUUUUUCCUCCAUGAAAUGGCUUCAUAACGCAAUGUAUUUUUUCCCCCUGUUGAAAUUAAAGAUCAAACUUGGUCCAUACUGGGCACUAAUGUC